AUGUCUGCAGCACCGAAGCCCCCGAGCGGGCACUUCAACCUGCUCUACUUUGCAAGUGCCAGCACCUUCACCGGAAAGCAGUACGAGGCGCUGCCCGCGCCACUGCCUCUGCGGAAGCUGUUCGCGACGCUCGAGGAGCGGUACGCCGGCAUCAAGCCCAAGGUGCUCGAGUCCUCCCUGGUGACCAUCAACUUGAACUACGUCGACGUCCCUGAGGAUAGCAAUGAGGGUGGCGCCGACGAGCCGGUGAUUCAGGAGGGCGACGAGGUCGCGAUCAUUCCGCCUGUCAGCUCUGGAUGA
Molecule: messenger RNA, 300 nt
Organism: Diaporthe citri
Lineage: Eukaryota; Fungi; Ascomycota; Sordariomycetes; Diaporthales; Diaporthaceae
Exons: 1
Coding region: 1-300 (99 amino acids)
Biological process (GO): Mo-molybdopterin cofactor biosynthetic process
Cellular component (GO): cytosol
Source: RefSeq, a predicted model, not a curated record